Scheffersomyces coipomensis is the source of this 953-nucleotide messenger RNA. RefSeq lists its product as uncharacterized. Gene Ontology annotation, cellular component: EMC complex. NCBI's taxonomy places the organism in Eukaryota, Fungi, Ascomycota, Pichiomycetes, Serinales, Debaryomycetaceae. Bases 440 to 838 code for a protein of 132 amino acids. The record is from RefSeq and is a predicted model, not a curated record. The transcript has a single exon. Gene Ontology annotation, biological process: protein folding in endoplasmic reticulum.
GGAUGAUAAAGAUGGGAUAGAUAGGUUUGUUGAUGAUAAGGAAUUUGGUGGGGAUUGUUCACUUUGUUUAAAAACUGGGCAGGAUUUAAAUUGAAACGCGGUCACGUGAGAGUUGGUUCUAUAAAUUAAUUAACCAUAAAUGAAGAUGUUUAAUGAGUUUAGUUCUAUGGUUUACUGUAUUAUAAGAUUAUUAUCAAUGCUUUUUGUUGCGUUGAAGUUGAUUAUAUGUUGAUUAUAUGGCAUCUGUAGUGGAUAUAUUGAAUUGGAAUGGCAUCAACUGUGUAAUGUGAAGGUUAAGAAAAAGACAUUUUAUCUCUAGCGACAUUAUGUCGUGGCGUCUGACAACUUUUUUUUCAGUAACAACGCUUUGUCCAUAUACACUUUAUAUUUACCACCCUUCUUCAAGUCAAGUCAAUUACUUCAGAUCAAAACAACUACAAUGGCUACUUCAUCGUCUACUUUAGUGCUCUACUUUGUAGGUAUACUAUUAUUAAUCCAUUCAGGAUACUCUUCCUAUGAAUUCCAUAAAUUAUCCUCCCUUUCACAUCAUAGUCAAGAUUUGCCUCAGGAUAUAUUACUUGAAACUUUAAUUGGGAUAGUAGUGAUUGUGAUUGGAGGUAUAAGUUCAAUUGAAAAUCCAAAUGCAUUAUCCUUAAAUGGAGAAUUGAUUAUUCCUGAACAUAAAUAUCUUAAACCUAUUCAAAUGAAGGAUUCAGUUAAAUUAAAUGAAAAGAUUGGAAUUAGUGAUUAUGAAGACUUAAAUUCAAGACUUCCAUUUAUAAAUAUUGUUAAAAAGAGAAAAGAAUAUGAUGAUUUUAUUAAAAGUUCUGAACAAUAAGAGAAACAUCAAAAUAUACAGGCUUACAAUUAAUAGUUUAUAAGUAUAAAUAUAUGUAAUUUUUUGAAUAGUUUACAACUUUUUUUGCUUAAAUAAAAGGUUUGAUCUAUAAUAG